UACAUGAUUCCGAGAGGAAUUGCCUUGGAAGGAGUUUCGGCCGGUACUAUAUACUACCAGAUUCGAGCACAAAUGUCAAGAUUGCGACUACACCAGAAACAUGGGUCGCAGAAUCUGGUGGGUUGCACACCAGCAUACUCCAGAUCCCACAUACAAGUGCCAUGCAUGUUACUUGAAAACCUCGAACGGGCUGCCUGAAGGCUAUGAAGGCUGCGAAACCAUCAAAGAGGUCGCCGCAAGAAAGAAAGAGCUCGAGAGCCAACAAGCUACGCCAGUACCGACCACUCCAAGUCUGUCAGGUCAAUCACGGAUACCAUCGCAGAAGAAGCCCAACAGCUCCCGUCAAUUUUCUACCUAUCGCGUUACCUGGAACUCGGCGAUUGACUCUGCUCCGCGAGAGGAAUCCCUUCAGAUUGCUGAAGCUCAGACCAAUGAACAUAACGCGGUCGCAGAACGCGAGGCUCGGCGCACAAACUUUCAAGAACGCUAUGUCAACGAUUCCGAGUCCCGCGAAAAGAAGGGAGCAGCAGAGAGAAGUCUUUCUCACGCGGAGAAGAACGAUCCCGAAUAUAUCAGCUCGAGACGCGAAAAGAUGAGGGAAUAUAAAUAUCGCUCAUAUCACCAUAAUCCGAAGUUUCGUGGGAGCGUACUUGACAGUAACCGACGAUAUCAAACGGCAAUGAUGAAAGAUCCCGCUUGGCGGGCGGCACAUAACGAGCGCACCAGACUACGUAGGAAGUCGGUCAGAAAAGAGGACCCGUCAUACGUACAGAGAGACACCGUAUGUAGAUGGAUCAGGAGGGAUCCUGCGGCCAGAGAAGUGAUGGAUUGGGGAUUGUACAAGCCGGUGCUCUAUCCGAUCAAAGUGGAACACCAAUGUGGAGGCUGCGAAUACCCAAGGCGCGGAGGCUUCAAGUUGUGGUUCUUGAAGCAGGUCAAAGGCAGAACGGAAAGUACUGAUUCGGGAAGUACAGGGUUGCACAGAUGUCCAAGGUGUUUCUUCAAAGAUCCGGAUGGAGGUCUGCCCAAGGCCUUUGAGGAUUGCACUACCCAAACCCAGCUGAAAACAAGAUUCCAAGGGAGUCGGAAGGGAUAGAGAGAACUAAGAUCCGCUGUCAACUUUCAUGACCUUUGGGAGUGCAAAACAGGAGGCAUGCCCAACUGU
This is a messenger RNA of Aureobasidium pullulans EXF-150, 1165 nucleotides long. RefSeq lists its product as uncharacterized. The record is from RefSeq and is a predicted model, not a curated record. Bases 101 to 1096 code for a protein of 331 amino acids. The transcript has a single exon. Lineage: Eukaryota; Fungi; Ascomycota; Dothideomycetes; Dothideales; Saccotheciaceae.